ACGUUUUCAACUUCAAGUUGUCAAAACAACUUUUCCUUCAAAAUAAAUAUUACAAAAUCAAAAAGUUACACAAAUCAAGGUUUAAAUCCAGUAAAUCGAACAUAAUGCUCGACUAUUUUCAAAUGAAAUCUGUUAAUUACGAUAACUAGCUAUGCAUUACAUAGUGAAGCCAAAUUUAACACCCAUUAGAACAUUUCUUAGAUUGUACAGCAUUAUCAGGCGCAGUCAUUAUGAUGUUCUACGAUUAAAGAAAAAUUGUAGCGACAAAGACAUAAAGGAUGCUUUUGUAAAAUUGAGCAAACAGUAUCAUCCAGAUAAGAACAAAGACGCGAAUGCACACGAGCAGUUUGUCCGCAUCGCGGAGGCGUACAACAUCCUCGGCAAGCCCACCAGCAGGGCGCAGUAUGACAGCACCACAUACGUCUCACACACCUACAGAGCUCAACAAAGCACAAGUCAGAACCAAGAAUACUACUACACUCAAAACAAGGACCCAUAUGAUGAGUUUCGUGAAUACAGACAGAAGAACAAAAUGUAUGAGCACUCCGCAGAGAACAGGAUACCGAAGCAUGUUAUUGUACUGCUCUGUGCUGCAUUUGGACUGGUCGGCCUAGUGGUACAGAUGAUAGUUAUAAGGAAAUCCUUCUUCAUGCACCGUGAGACACUAGAACAGACUACAAAGAGAAACGCAGAAGCUCUCGCGAAAGUGAGGGCUACUGCUGCAGAGAACGGGAAUGAGUUGCAAACGAGGAUAUUACUGGAGAAGAUAGUGAGCUCAGCCAACCCGACAGUGGCCACCGCCUCGCUCGGACAAGCGCUAGCCAGUGACGACAAGUAAAUCAUACUGUACUAAUAAAUCUGCCGUAAACUUAGUCCCCCUUAUUGUAAAACGUAGACUGAAGAUUGUACUGGUUUAGACCCGAUUGUAGCCCAAAGAAUUCAUCACAACACACAUCACAUCACGACCCAUGACGUCUCCAUUGCUGGGGCACGGGUCUCCUUCCAAUGAAGGAAGGGUUUUAGGCCUAGUCCUUAAAUAAGUAGUAAGAUUUCAUACAAAUCAG
Plutella xylostella (diamondback moth) is the source of this 1064-nucleotide messenger RNA. RefSeq names its product DnaJ (Hsp40) homolog 13 (gene DnaJ-13). The record is from RefSeq and is a predicted model, not a curated record. NCBI's taxonomy places the organism in Eukaryota, Metazoa, Arthropoda, Insecta, Lepidoptera, Plutellidae.